Molecule: messenger RNA, 2372 nt
Organism: Felis catus (domestic cat)
Lineage: Eukaryota; Metazoa; Chordata; Mammalia; Carnivora; Felidae
Gene: GLT8D2
Product: glycosyltransferase 8 domain containing 2
Exons: 11
Coding region: 886-1938 (350 amino acids)
Cellular component (GO): Golgi apparatus
Molecular function (GO): glycosyltransferase activity
Source: RefSeq, a predicted model, not a curated record
UGGGGACCACGGCAUUUUAAUGACUGGGACAUUUCAGGAGAAACCAGUGGCUGUGAAGAUAGUCUUAAAAUCAGUGUGAACUUAAUUCUUCCACUUCUGCUCUUGCAAAGUUUACCUUAGACCUAUCGUGUGGUGGAAAUUCACCCUCCAAGAGUCUGCUCUUCUCCAGUUUUGAAUCGUUUCCUCCAGCACUGCCUUGUUUUCGAAACGAUUUGCACGCAGAUUGCCGGAGGAGGAUGCGAGAGGAAGCCCGGGCCAGGCGAGGAGCCGGCCUGCCAAGCACAUCUGGAAGUGGUUUCAGGGGCCGCCUCACCCCGCAGCCAGCGCAACGCCCCGAUUCCCAGCUGCUUCGCGCAGGGGUGGAAGAAACCCGAGCCGCUCCAAAGUCAACGCAAGCAAAGGGGGGGUGUUGGGGGCAGGGGCAGGCAUCCUCUCUUGGAAACGUAAUAUUGGCCUCGGGGCUCUCAGCGCUUUGGGCUUUCCAAUGGGAUGUUAGCAGCAGCUGAAGCAGCCCGGGGGCCAGCCACGAGCGAACGCUCUGCCCUGCAGCUCUUCUGGACCCAGGCGCCCGCAGCCUGCCCUCACCGUUCACCAGUCCCAGGCCCCAGGACCUUGGCCUUUUUCCUCCGCCCUUUGAAUGUGCUGCCAUCCCGUCCCCUGCCCAGGGAUUCUUCUCUCCAACACUGGCUGUGUGGCUCCAUCUUCCUUCCUGUCUUGAGGACAAGCCCACAGACUCCUUAAUGCCAAAGGCUUGGCUAUCUACUGCUGCAGAGAAUCCAUGACACAGAAAGUCACUCAGCCUAGGAAAGCUUACAAAGGACCAGGGGACACAGUUCCUAGGGCUUGUUGUUUUGACGGUCACAGCUUUCGUCUGCGUGAACACACAUGGCUUUGUUACGAAAAAUCAAUCAGGUGUUGCUGUUCCUUCUGAUUGUGACCCUCUGCGGAAUUCUGUAUAAGAAAGUUCAUAAGGGGACUGUGCUCAGGAACGAAACAGACGAUGACUCUGAGGCUCCUGAGGAAAUGGAGGAUGAGAUUCCUGUGGUGAUUUGUGCUGCUGCAGGGAGAAUGGGUGCCGCCAUGGCUGCCAUCAAUAGCAUCUACAGCAACACCGACGCCAACAUUCUGUUCUAUGUCGUUGGACUCCGGAACACUCUGUCUCGAAUCCGAAAAUGGAUUGAACAUUCUAAACUAAGAGAAAUAAACUUUAAAAUCGUGGAAUUCAACCCGAUAGUCCUCAAGGGGAAGGUCAGACCGGACUCAUCAAGGCCAGAAUUGCUCCAGCCUCUGAACUUUGUCCGCUUUUAUCUCCCUCUGCUUAUCCAUCAACAUGAGAAAGUCAUCUAUUUGGACGAUGACGUAAUCGUACAAGGUGACAUCCAGGAACUCUAUGACACCACUUUGGCCCUGGGCCACGCGGCAGCUUUUUCGGAUGACUGCGAUUUGCCCUCCGCUCAGGACAUGAACAGAUUUGUGGGGCUGCAGAAUACAUACAUGGGCUAUCUGGACUAUAGGAAGAAGACCAUAAAAGACCUUGGCAUAAGCCCCAGCACGUGCUCUUUCAAUCCCGGCGUGAUUGUCGCCAACAUGACGGAAUGGAAGCAUCAACGUAUCACCAAACAACUGGAGAAAUGGAUGCAAAAAAAUGUGGAGGAAAAUCUCUACAGCAGCUCCCUGGGAGGAGGGGUGGCCACCUCCCCGAUGCUGAUCGUGUUUCAUGGGAAAUACUCCACCAUCAACCCCCUGUGGCACAUACGGCACCUGGGCUGGAAUCCAGAUACCAGAUAUUCGGAGCAUUUUCUGCAGGAAGCAAAAUUACUCCACUGGAAUGGAAGACAUAAACCCUGGGACUUCCCUAGUGUUCACAACGACUUAUGGGAAAGCUGGUUUGUUCCUGACCCCGCAGGGAUAUUUAAACUCAAUCACCACAGCAGCUGAUGUAACGACAUUUUAUAUAUUCCCUGUAUAAAAAUGUGGAAUUGUCCAUUUAUAGCCCUACUAUAUCAUUGUUCUUUAUGAACAGUACCUUUGGUACAAAUGAUCCACAAUGUAAAACACAAAGACUACUGUGGGCAAAUAGUACCCUGGAUUACGUAGGUACUGAUUCCUUAAGUGUAAGUGGUAAUUAUGGAAAUCAAGAUGAUGUGAGUGAGAUAUAUUGUUGGAAGGAAAUAAACCCACCUAGGUUUCAGCAAUCAACUUGCUUAACUUUCCAUGACAACCUGUACCCACAAGUUUUUUAAAUUUCCCAAUGUGUUUUUCACACAUAGGUAUUUUUUCACAGGUUGCCAGUCUUGUCUUUUGUAAAACAACAAACUACAUUUAAAACAUGAAUGUAUGUAAAAAUAAAAGAUAUGCAGAUUUUUAAAUGA